GCGACGUCAGCAUGAACGAAUAUUGACAAAUUUGUGUUGUAAAUUCAACCCAUAUUUUAUAUAUUUCCUCAGCGUUUGUGCGAUUAAUGACAUUGAAUUAAAAUGGAAAUAACCGAGGCUGUGUCCCCUCACGUGUUUUUACCUGUUAUCGGUGUUGUCUUCUGUGCUUUUCUUGUUUUUGCAUUUGGUUUUAGAUCACCAGUGCAGCCUCCAAGCUUUGAUUUUGAAGAUGAUAAAAAACAAAAGAGAGGAAGAAAAUCAAAGGGUAAGAGCACUACCAAUGGUCAUAUAGCUGUUGGUAUAUCUGAACAUGAGAGUCCAAAAACAGGUCUGAAGUCUGCUAAACAACCAGCAGCAAACCGGCUCAAAUCACAGGAGAAAUCUUCGUCCAAAUCGGGGAACGUGUUGGAAACUAGCAAGGACAGGAAGUCGGCAGAAAAGGAGUUGGUGGUCCCUGUGAAAUCCAAGAAGGUUGCUGAGGAAAAUGGUGAAUGGAAAAUGCAGGUAUCUCGUAAAGGAAAGAAGCAGCGAGGAAAGAAAGAUGACCGAUCUGAUGGCAGCUCUGACGAGCGCUCGCCGACUGAAGACAAGAAGACACCGGAUCAGACACCUCGAGCAGACAAGGCCUCCGUGGUGCAGACUGAAAAAGCUCCAGCUGUUAAAGGCUCACAGGAGAAAAAGAUAAACAAGCCAGAGGUUGCCACCAUUAAGACAGAAAGUGAAGUUUCUACCUCUGAGCAGCGAAACAGGAAAAAAAAGAAAAAUAAGAAUAAGGAGCUGACAGAGAAAGAGUUGGAGAAGUCAUUGAAUGCUAGUCCUGUUAAAGAACCACUUUUGAAGACGAAAGAGCCCGCACAGGAAACGAAAGUCAAGUCUUCAAAAUCUUCCAAACCAACUACAUCACCAAAAUCACCGACUGGUGAAUCGACCAAAUCACCUGCUGGUGAAUCGACCAAAUCAUCUACUGAUAUAUCAACCAAAUCUUCUGCUGGUAAAUCAACCAAAUCACCUGCUGGUGAAUCAACCAAAUCUUCUACUGAUAUAUCGAGCAAAUCUUCCACUGGUAAAUCAACCAAAUCACCUGCUGGUGAAUCAACCAAAUCAUCUACUGAUAUAUCAACCAAAUCUUCUGCUGGUAAAUCAACCAAAUCACCUGCUGGUGAAUCAACCAAAUCUUCUACUGAUAUAUCGAGCAAAUCUUCCACUGGUAAAUCAACCAAAUCACCUGCUGGUGAAUCAACCAAAUCUUCUACUGAUACAUCGAGCAAAUCUUCCACUGGUAAAUCAACCAAAUCACCUGCUGGUGAAUCAACCAAAUCUUCUGCUGGUAAAUCAACCAAAUCAUCUGCUGGUGAAUCAAAUAAAUCACCUGCUAGUACUUCGACCAAGUCACGUGAUAUGUCAACCAAAUCACCUGCUGGUACCAAAUCAACUACUGAUGUUUCAACCAAAUCAUCAGCUGGUAAUUCGACCAAGUCAACUACUUCUUCCAAACAACCAGCAUCUAAUAAAUCACCUGCAUCUCCCAAAGCAGAUACUUCAGCGAAAGUAGACAAACCAUCAGGUUCUGAAGUGAAGACAAAACCUGUGAAAUCAAAGUCAGAACCAGUCCCAUUGACACCAAAGAUAGAGGUUGCAGAAACCAAUACAAGUAAAAAGAAGUCAAAAUCUAAAAAAGAUAAGAAAGAAGAUAAACAAGGUGGUGCCACUCUUAAUAUACAUGAUUUGGAUGUGGACUGGUCCCCUCCUGAUGUGCCAGAAGUUGUAAUAAAAACUCCAGUUGUUCCAACCAAAACAGCAAAGAGCCCUAAAAAGAAGAAUAAAGGUCUCUCUUCUGAGGUAGCUGAUAACCAAAGAAAUACUGCUACAAAUACUAACACAGAAAAUAAACCUACAGAUAGUUUAUCAUUGAAUAAUAAAACGGAAGCUCUUAGUAUAAAAAAAUUAGGUGAUGACACAAGUGGUCAAAGUGUUACUAGUGUAGACUCAUCCAAGCAGCCUGUUUCUUUUGAUGAAAUGGCAAAUAGCAAAGACUCAUGGAAAGAGGCAACUCCUAAGAAGAGUAAAAAGAAGGCUCGUCGUGAAAACUAAGUUCCUUUCUUGAAAUAAUUCUGAUAACCGUGAAUACCCGAAUCAACAGACAGUAGCCAUGGGACCGCCACAGAUUACACGGUGAUCUAGUCAGCAUCUCUUGUAACAUGUAAAUUCUUCAAAAUUGUCAUUCACCUAUUAGAUUUACUUACAGACAAGACCUAAAGUAAAAUUUGCAAACAGAAAUUAGUCCAGUGUUACAAGUUAUGUAAGUUUUGUGAUCAGCCAUGCUAUAGAUUAUAGAUUGCUGUUAAGUGAAAUAAGUGACAAUUACUGUAGAAUUAAAAAUAUUUCGGUGAAAGUUCAUGUAUAAAAUAUUUGUGUAAUAGUUUAUUGAAUUUGUUUUUCCUUUUAUUAUCCCCAUAUCAUUUUGGUCACAUCAAGGUUGGGAUAUCUUGAAAUCCUUGCCUGAUGAUAAUACAUUUUUAGCAUAAAUUGCUGAUAUAGUUGAUAUUUUGUUUCCCUAUUUUCUGUCUUUAUUGGAGUUUCAUGGAAAUUGCUUUUGUUAAAGUUAUCAUUAGAAGUCAGAACUAUUAUAAACUUUACAUAUUUGCUUCUGAUUGAUUUUAUCAAUGUUAUAAAGCUCACACAGCAUUUAAUUGUUCUGUGGAAACCAGUGAAUAUGAUUGUGUUAUGUGAUAUGUAUAUAUAGUCUGGUUAUGGUAUUUCAUAUCAAAUAACAUUCUGUUUAUGUUGCUCAUAAACUAAGGAAACAAUACAUGUACUAAAUACAUGUAGAUUUUAUUGGUGUCAAUUCACGUCCAGAAAUCAAAUCAUUUGGCAAAAAUCACAUGGUAAUGAUGGGACAUUUCAGCAUGACAGUACUCAAUCCACCCCACACACCCACCCACCCCAUAUCAUAAGUGGUGUUAAUGAGUGCUAUAUUUUAUGUUGGAGGUAAA
Gigantopelta aegis is the source of this 2993-nucleotide messenger RNA. Its product is annotated as proteoglycan 4-like. The record is from RefSeq and is a predicted model, not a curated record. The transcript has 9 exons. NCBI's taxonomy places the organism in Eukaryota, Metazoa, Mollusca, Gastropoda, Neomphalida, Peltospiridae. The coding region runs from base 103 to 2091 and encodes 662 amino acids.